AUGGCAGAAGUCACAGUCGAUAGUCUAUAUUUUUUCGGGAGCCAUUGGACAGCCUGGCGUGUCCUGGGCGUGGCUUAUAUUCGUGUCGAGUCCUGGCGGAAUCUGUACCUCUUCUACAGUAUUGUGAUGAAUCUGUUCGUGACCCUGUGCUAUCCCUUUCACCUUGGGAUGUCGCUCUUUCGAAAUCGCACCCUCACCGAAGAUAUCCUCAACCUGACCACCUUUGCGACCUGCACAGCCUGUUCGGUAAAGUGUCUGCUCUAUGCCUAUAAAAUCAAGGAUGUUUUGGAAAUGGAGAGACUUUUGAGGCUACUGGAUAAACGGGUUGUGGGUCUGGAACAACGUGAAAUCUACGGACAGGUGAGGGUGCAACUCCGGAAUGUCCUGUACAUUUUCAUUAGCAUCUACAUGCCCUGCGCCCUGUUCGCCGAGCUCUCCUUUCUGUUCAAGGAGGAACGUGGUCUGAUGUAUCCCGCCUGGUUUCCCUUCGAUUGGCUUAAUUCCACCAGGAACUAUUACAUAGCAAAUGUGUAUCAGAUCGUGGGCAUCUCCUUUCAACUGCUGCAGAACUAUGUGAGCGAUUGUUUUCCGGCGGUGGUGUUGUGUUUGAUCUCCUCCCACAUAAAAAUGCUAUACAAGAGAUUUGAGGAGGUUGGCGUGGAUCCAGCGAAAAAUCCGGAAAGAGAACUAGAGGCCUGCAUCACAGAUCACAAGCAUCUUUUGGAACUUUUCCGUCGCGUUGAGGGCUUCAUAUCGCUACCCAUGUUCAUUCAAUUUACGGUGACCGCCCUAAAUGUCUGUAUCGGCAUUGCGGCCUUGGUGUUUUUCGUCAGUGAACCCAUGGCUCGGAUGUAUUUAAUUUUCUACUCCUUGGCCAUGCCCCUGCAGAUUUUCCCCUCCUGCUAUUUUGGCACUGACAACGAAUACUGGUUUGGACGGCUUCACUACGCCGCUUUCAGUUGCAAUUGGCCCACUCAAAAUAGGAGCUUCAAGAGAAAAAUGAUGCUGUUCGUUGAGCAAUCCUUGAAAAAGAACACGGCUGUAGCGGGUGGAAUGAUGAGAAUCCAUCUGGACACCUUCUUUUCCACCCUAAAAGGUGCCUACUCCCUAUUUACCAUCAUUAUACGGAUGAGAAAGUGA
Messenger RNA from Drosophila rhopaloa, 1140 nucleotides. It is a transcript of the gene Or59a, whose product is annotated as odorant receptor 59a. Gene Ontology annotation, biological process: sensory perception of smell; detection of chemical stimulus involved in sensory perception of smell. Lineage: Eukaryota; Metazoa; Arthropoda; Insecta; Diptera; Drosophilidae. The transcript is spliced from 2 exons. Gene Ontology annotation, molecular function: odorant binding; olfactory receptor activity. The coding region runs from base 1 to 1140 and encodes 379 amino acids. The record is from RefSeq and is a predicted model, not a curated record. Gene Ontology annotation, cellular component: plasma membrane.